GAUUUAAAGGGACAACACCCUCCGCCCGCGCCCUCCCCUCCUCAUUCCUAGUCAGCUGAUGAGGCCUGAGCCUGGGUUCAUCUGCAGGGCAUCCUGGGCUGCUCUCUUCCUGGGGGCGCAUGGAGGAGCCGCUGGAGAUGCCGCCUGGGGAGGAGAGCAAGCCUUGCUCACUCUCGGAGGAGCUCGCCACUGACCCCUCCUUGCAGGUUGAGAUCUCAGACGCAGUCAGCGAACGGGACAAGGUGAAAUUCACUGUCCAGACCAAGAGCUCCCUGCCCCACUUCACCCGCCCAGCGCUCUCCGUGGUCCGGCAGCAUGAGGACUUUGUUUGGCUGCACGACACCUUCUCUGAAAAUGAUGAAUACGCUGGCAUCAUUAUCCCCCCUGCACCCCCCAGGCCUGACUUCGAGGCAUCACGGGAGAAGCUGCAGCGCCUUGGGGAGGGGAACAGCACCCUGACGCGGGAGGAGUUCGCCAAGAUGAAGCAGGAGCUGGAGGGCGAGUACCUGGCCAUCUUCAAAAAGACGGUGGCAAUGCACGAGGUGUUCCUGCAGCGCCUGGCAGCCCAUCCCGUCCUACGCCGGGACCACAACUUCUAUGUCUUCCUGGAAUACGACCAAGAUCUCAGUGUGCGUGGCAAGAACCGCAAGGAGCUGCUGGGCGGCUUCUUCCGGAACAUCGUCAAGUCAGCUGACGAGGCGCUCAUCACCGGGGUGUCAGGGCUGAAGGAGGUGGACGAGUUCUUUGAGCACGAGCGGACGUUCCUGCUGGAGUACCACGCCCGGGUGCGCGACACCUGCCUCAAGGCCGACCGCGUCAUGCGCUCCCACAAGAGCCUGGCAGAGGACUAUAUCCCCAUCUCAGUGGCACUGGGCAGCCUAGGCACACAGGAAGUCCGCCAGCUCCAGACGAGCUUCCUGAAAUUGGCUGAACUCUUUGAACGGCUGCGGAAGUUGGAGGGCCGUGUGGCAUCAGAUGAGGAUCUGAAACUGUCUGAUCUGCUCAAGUACUACAUGAGAGACUCACAGGCAGCCAAGGAUCUGCUGUACCGGCGCCUGCGGGCCCUGGCUGAUUACGAGAAUGCCAACAAGGCACUGGACAGAGCCCGCAUGAGGAACAAGGAGGUGAAGCCGGCUGAGGCCCAUCAGCAGCUGUGCUGUCAGCGCUUUGAACAGCUAUCAGCCUCCGCCAAACAAGAACUGACUGAUUUCAAGUCACGUCGAAUCUCCGCAUUUCGCAAGAACCUGAUCGAGCUGGCAGAGUUGGAGCUGAAACAUGCCAAGGCCAGUAGCCUGCUGCUGCGGAACACCCUGAUUGUGCUGAAGGGCGACGCCUGAUACUACCACCCAGCUCUGCACCUGGGGGAGGGGCCUCUCAGCGCCUUGGUGCAGAGACCCCCCCAGCGCUACUGCUGCUGCCUCAUAAUCCAGCCCCAUAUAUCCCUGCCCCAACCCUGUUGGCAUUCCAGCCCCCACAUACCUGCUCUGCCAACUCUGGGGGGCCCCCUCUGACUGUGGGGGCAACCCCCCCCCAACACCCA
Messenger RNA from Trachemys scripta elegans, 1540 nucleotides. RefSeq names its product sorting nexin 32 (gene SNX32). NCBI's taxonomy places the organism in Eukaryota, Metazoa, Chordata, Testudines, Emydidae. The record is from RefSeq and is a predicted model, not a curated record. The transcript is spliced from 13 exons. Gene Ontology annotation, cellular component: endosome. Bases 120 to 1337 code for a protein of 405 amino acids. Gene Ontology annotation, molecular function: phosphatidylinositol binding.